GAUAACAUUGAAAUUGAAUGAAUAUUCAAUAUUUUUGAAAAAUCGAAUCUGAAAUACAGAGCAUCCCGAAAUCCCUUUCUCAGUUCCCGGUUUCUGCCGCCAAGAAACCAUUUUUCUUCACCGGAAUCGGAGAUAUCGCUCCGAGCGGUUCAUUUUCCGGCGAUUCCCCGGCAUUUUAACAGUAGCAACCAAAGCCCUUCUGCUCAAAUAGUCAAGAAUGUCACGUUUUCCGGUGAUUCCUUACGAUGAGCAGAGAUUAAUAGAAGAGGUUCACUACCUCCAUUCUUUAUGGCAUCAAGGUCCUCCCCAACCCAAUCUCCAUCCCCAAACCCCAGCGAGUCUACAACCCACUGGUUCUACUCAGUUCAAGAAACAAAAGAAGCAGAAAUCGAAAAGGCUGAAGGAAGCUUUAACAGACUCUGGUGUUGGGUGGGUUUUUCCAACUCCUGCUGAAUCGUCUCCGGUCACUGAAUCCGGCUGGCCAAGUUUCACUGCACAACAGAAUUCACAACCCCAUUUGCCCACUGCUGAAGAAUUGGCUAGUGUUGCUGGGAACCGGGCUCAGCAACAGGGGUUGAAGGCGGUAUCAGAGUAUUUGAAGUACUCAAUUGAUGAUGAUGAGGAGGAUAUGUAUGAGGAUGAAGAUGAGAAUGAUAUGGAAGUGGAAAAGGGGGAUAAAAAUUUGAACUUUUUCACAAAGUUGUUUGAGGAGGAUGGUAAAUUGAGAGAGUAUUAUGAGAAGAACAGUGAGAGUGGUGGGGGAUUUAGUUGUCUUGUGUGUAGUGCGGUUGGUAAGAAAGGGUGGAGUAAGAAGUUUAAGGAUUGUGUGGGUCUUGUUCAGCAUUCGAUUACUAUAUCGAACACGAGGCUGGCACAUAGGGCUUAUGGUCAGGUCAUUUGUCGAAUUCUUGGAUGGGAUAUGAAUAGGCUUCCAUCCAUUGUUCUGUCUGCAGGUGGUAAGCCUAGUGAAUCUUCUGAUAAACCGGUGGAGGCUCAGGAACCAUUGCCAGAUGUGAUAAGAAAACAAUGAUCUUUCAAUAGAGACAACAAUCGUCAGCGAGGAGAGUUGAAUGUUGAUGGACUUAUUAUUCAAGAAGUUUGAGAAUGCACCGUCAAACAGCUCAUGCUUUCGAGAUCUCCCGUUCUAGGAGAUCAUCUCCAUCAUGAUAAUGAUCAGUAUAUGAUUGAGGGAAUAACUGUAAGUUAGUGAAUAGUGAUAUUAGGCUUGUUUGUAAUCUCAUGCUCUCUCUUGGUAACUCGAACAAGUUUAACCUUCAAAUUACAACUGUCAGAUUACAAAAA
Messenger RNA from Solanum pennellii, 1302 nucleotides. RefSeq lists its product as uncharacterized. NCBI's taxonomy places the organism in Eukaryota, Viridiplantae, Streptophyta, Magnoliopsida, Solanales, Solanaceae. Bases 218 to 1030 code for a protein of 270 amino acids. The transcript is spliced from 2 exons. The record is from RefSeq and is a predicted model, not a curated record.